Messenger RNA from Sardina pilchardus (European sardine), 4137 nucleotides. RefSeq names its product TBC1 domain family, member 24 (gene tbc1d24). The coding region runs from base 401 to 2119 and encodes 572 amino acids. Lineage: Eukaryota; Metazoa; Chordata; Actinopteri; Clupeiformes; Clupeidae. Gene Ontology annotation, cellular component: nucleus. The record is from RefSeq and is a predicted model, not a curated record. The transcript is spliced from 7 exons. Gene Ontology annotation, biological process: response to oxidative stress.
GUUUUGUCCAGCAUGAUACUGCCAUGUUUUGUUACAACAAUAUUUAAUCGCUGAGUUUUGAGAAGGCGUAAUUUAUUUAUUUGUUCCAAGUCUAUUGAAUUUGAAAGCUCGCCAGCUUAUCGCAAAAAGACAACCCAGUAGGUUACAGCGUUCUUCGCUCCGCCAGAUGGGAACGCCUCGCGCGCACAUAUGGCACAUCAUUCCACGAUCGUAUGACUCCACUGCGCAUGCUCCAAUGACCCAAACGUGAACACAAUCUCCAGCUUGAAGAAAUCUGACCAGUGAUACUAUGGGUGGGUAGCUGUCGUCUCUCUCUCUCCUCUUUCGCCUGCUGAGUGGCUGCAAUCUCGCAAAGCUCCGGCCUCCUACCUGUUGGCCCUGGUGACAUAAGGCACUGAUCAUGGCGGAGGAGGACUAUGGCCGUUACGUGGACUGGACCCAGAUGGGCGAGGGGGCAGCGGCAGCCAGCGCCAGUCCUGUGAAAGGGGACGGCAAGGUGGAGAUCCGGGAGAUGAAGAUGCAGGCGCGCUCGGGCGUCUGGGCCAAGAGCCACAAGCAGCGGGCGCUGGUCUACCACCAGCUGGUGGGCGCCAUCCCGUGCCGCACGGUCACGCCGGACGCCGAGGUGUACCGCGACCUGAUGGGCGACGGCAAGGGCAAGCGCCAGGCGUCCUCGCUGCCGCUGCCGGACUUUGUGGACGGCUCGACGGUGCCGCGCUACUGCCUGAAGGCGGAGGCGGUGGGCGCGGUGCACGCCGUCAUCUCGUGCGUGGCCUCGCAGUUCCCCGACAUCUCGCACUGCCCGGCGCUGCCCGCCGUGGCGGCGCUGCUGCUGCACUUCAGCCCCGACGAGGCGCGCUGCUUCGAGGCGGUCAGCCGCAUGCUGGCCUGCAACGAGCCGGGCCGCCGCCUCAUGGACCAGACCUUCCUGGCCUACGAGUCGUCCUGCAUGACCUUCGGCGACCUGGCGCACAAGUACUGCCCGGCGGCGCACAAGCUGGUGCUGGCCACGGCCACCGACGUCCUGGAGGUGUACUCGGACUGGCAGCGCUGGGUGCUGGGCGACCUGCCCUUCUCGCACGCCGCCCGCGUGCUGGACGUCUACCUGGUGGAGGGCUACAAGGUGCUGUACCGCGUGGCGCUGGCCCUGCUCAAGUUCUACCGCAAGCAGAAGACGGCGUCGGCAGGCUCCGGCAAGCAGCCGCCGCCCCAGCAGGAGUCCUCGGUCAUCAGGGCCGAGAUCCAGGCCUUCGUCAAGGGCAUCGGCUCCAGCAUCACCCCGGACAAGCUGCUGGAGAAGGCCUUCUCCAUCCGCCUGUUCAGCCGCAAAGAGAUCACACUGCUGCAGCUCACCAACGAGAAGUCCCUGCAGCAGAGGGGCAUCACGGUCAAACAGAAACGGCGUAACGUGACGCUAGCGGUGAAUGCGGACAACUUCUCCUCGGAGAUCGUCAGCGCUAAGGAGAUGAGGGACAUCUGGUCGUGGAUCCCCGAGCGCUUCGCUCUGUGCCAGCCGGAGCUGCUGUUCACCACCUCCACGCACGGCUGCAGCCUCAACAGGUUCUACUCCCACUGUGAAGGCCAUGAGCCCACCCUGCUCCUGCUGCGCACCACAGACGGAGAGGUGUGUGGAGCCUUUCUGUCCACUGACUGGGAGGAGCGCAAGAGAGGGGGAAAUAAGCUCAGCUUCUUCGGGACAGGAGAGUGUUUUGUCUUCAGGAUGAAGCCUGAGAUGGAGCGCUAUGAGUGGGUAGUGAUCAAACACCCUGAGCUGGCUGGGAACAUGCAGAGUUUGGACCUGCUGGACGAUGACGCUCCCUCCACCGAUAGCAACACCCUCCCCGUGGACUCAGGCCCCAACCCCUCGGAGCGCCUCUCCCCGUUCCUCUCGGCCCGUCACUUUCAUCUCAACUCCAGGAACACCUCCAUGUUCAUGGCCGGGAACUUCGACUCCAUCAUCAUUGGUGGAGGUGAGGGCAACGCCCUCUACAUCGACUCCGAGUUGAACCACGGCCGCUCCGCCCGCUGCACCACCUUCGACAACCCCCCGCUGUGUGGCGAGAGCUUCCAGGUGGCGCUGCUGGAGGUGUGGGGCUUCCAGGACGCCAUGGCGGGCUGACCACACACACCCACUCCCACACACACACACACACACGCAUGCGUUUACCCAGAGGAGAAACUCAAGAUGUGGGUUGUGUCAACUGUCGGUUUAUCGGGCCUCUGGAAGUGCUAGCAUUGUAGUCGUCGCUUCCAGCCAAUCCGUCCAAUAUCAACAAAGUCUAUAUCAGUGUUUGUUUGCUUUUUAUUUAUUUAAGGAAAUAAGCAGCAUACUCAUAUUAUUUACUUUUGUCAUUAUCAAUGUAUAUUCUAACUCUUAUCUGUUGUCACAUAGCUCACACUAGCCUUACUGUUAAUGGAAAGAAGUCAAAGAUUUAUUUAGCCCUCUCACCGAUUCCAUACGAGUCUAUAGGCAUGGAUUUGACAGUACUUUGGCCGAUCAGCACAAUACUACAAUACCACCAUACGAUGUGGCUGCAUUGCCCUUCUCUUUCCUAAAGGACAUACAUGAAGGCAUUAAGUUUCCUGAAGGACAUACAUUAAGGCAAGUGUGAGACUAUGUUAGCAGAGCAGAGAGGGCCUGUAAUAGGGCUUGGUGAUCACAUAUCUUUAUCAUUAUCUCAACAUGGAAUCCGUCCUGUAUCCUCAGUAGCUCUCCUAGUGUAUCAGUCUCCCCUGAUCACAAAAACUGUCACGUGGCAUUCACUUUUGUUGGAGGAGAAAAGGCAAUGUUCAUAGUUCACCUCUAUAUCAGAAUGUUAAUCUAAUAAGCUUCACUUCCUCUGCCAGCUUUUUUACAAAUGGGUUGUUCUCUAAAAAUUGAAGGUGUUCUCAGAAAGGAUUCUCUUUUUCUCGUUUUCUCAGUUCUGUUCUUCCUCCUAUUGUGGUGGUUGGUAUCAAAUGAUCAACAUAACACAAGGUCACUUUACCCUGAGUUCUGAAGCUCACACCGUCCAAUGUGGUAAUCACACUUAUCAGGGGAUGACACCGAAAAGCUUUACAGUGCCACAGUCAUAACAUGAUUGAAAGUAUCAGUUAAGCUCUCUUUAGGAUGCUUCUCUUUGAUUUGAUGAGCUUAUAAGUCCCGGUCCCUUGUUUAUUGUAGUCUUAAACGUAAAACUGCUAUGUAGGUGUGUUCAAAUGUAUUAUUUUGUUAUUUAAUUUUUUUACGGUCUCAUGGUUCACCUGAGUUUAAGAUUCUGAGUUCUUGGUGGUGAAGACUUCCACUGUGAAGGUAGACCCUGUAGGCAUGUCUAUGGCUGUAUAGUAUUGAUAUGAUCAGCGUGUCCUCCCCCUUAAAACUGAGUUUGCUCCAUCCAGCUUCCCUCUUAUGUGCAUAUCAGCCCAGCCAGUGUUGCACAUUCCGCCAUUGUGGUGACUGGCCGCCGAAGGCCAUCGUGUUUAUAUUCUCGCUGUUUGUUUUUCCAGCUGCGCCCUGGGUGCUACAAGUUCUCUGCACAUAGUGUCUUGUUAAUGUAAUGAAGCUCCUCUCUGUGACGCUAUCCAUCAGGUUUGUUGUUUGUUUGUGUGUGUGUGUGGAUGAUGUUGUGUGUUUGUGUGUGUUAUUCAGUAAGAGUGAUAUAGCUGGCACAAAAAAAAGAAGACGAAAAAAACAGCAGAAAAGCUAAUGGGGUUUCUACUGACAUUUACAGCUCAGCACUAAUCUCCCCUCUGCUGUAUCUGAACACACAGCUUUGGUGAAGAAUAGAGCCGUAGUUCAGACCAGCACAAAACUCUCAGUUCCCCUGUGUGGUUGUAACCUGUGGAUCUCGUGUGUUAGAUGGAUCUUAAUUUGUUGGUGUACAGCAGAGAUUCGCUGCUGUGCUGCCCUCUCCCUUGUGAGAAGCCGUCCUGUAAUAUAAUGCAGCUCUCAGAGAACCUCUUAACACUCUUCAUGGUGUAAUGUGUGAUCCUAAUGUUGUGUGAGCUGAGCUCAGAUCUAGCUGGUUGUGUGUGUGGUUGUGGUGAGAAUGAAAAUAAAAUGCACUCUGUAUUGGUAUGUGUGUGAGCGUGUCAUGUGCAGUGGUCAGAAUACUAUGUCGUCAUACUCUGCUGUCAAAUAUGCAGUAAAACAUUUAA